Molecule: messenger RNA, 2461 nt
Organism: Lymnaea stagnalis (great pond snail)
Lineage: Eukaryota; Metazoa; Mollusca; Gastropoda; Lymnaeidae
Source: the annotation of a GenBank genome assembly
AGUAUAAUGCAUCUGGUAAAGAUUUGACUGACCAGACUUUUAAGGAGUCUGUAGGAAAAGGGGUUUGUUUUCAUUUGAUUUAAACUUUAAAAAAAAAGUUUAACAAGCUUUUAAAAGAUGUAAUUUUUUCAAACACAAAUGUAUGUAAUUGAACCUGAGAGGCUUAUUGAUGCUUUUGUACAACAAAUUGUACGACCUAAAAACCAAGAAAAUAGGCUACAUAUAUUUUAAAUAUUAUAUCUUUAUAUCAGAGAGAAGAUGCUUGAUCAUUGUCAGAAAUUGAAUCUUUCUGAUUGGUACGAGUGGAUAGAAAAAUUAAAAUUAAAGCUCUGGGCAUAGUAAUUUUAAUAGCUUUGGAAAUCAGAUUUCCGAAAUAAUGUUUGAUGUGCAUAAACUAACAAUGAUUAUUUAUGAGAUUCUCAUUACCAUAACCCAGCAGAAAGCUUUACUUGACUCAAGUGAGAUAAGAAUUUCUUUUCUUUGAUAGAUAGUUGAAAAAAAUUACCAGUUUAUUAACAACAUAAUUUAUUAAAAAAAUAUUUAAAACCUGAAGAUGUCUGAGAUUAAUGAACUUUGGAAUGGUAUGAUUUUUUCCUUGUUUCAGUUGUUUGAGUCUUUGAGAAAGUUUAAUCAAUCCAUCAUAUCAGUGACUGUAAUUACUCUGAGGUAAUUUCUUGCAUAUUUUUUUGUGCAUUGUAUUUCAUUUUACCUUUUAAAUGCUAUAAAUUAAAUUGAUAAUUAUUCAAGCAAAAAUAUAUCUUUAACAAAACUUAUUACAUUGCAUUGAUCAGUCAACACAAUGCUUAUUUAAUUAUCUUUUUCAUUUUAAAUAAAGGGUAUUACACUUAAUUUUUUUUAUUAAUUACCUUUUCAUUUUAUGUCAUUUUUAAUGUAUUUAUAUAUAUAUAUAUUUAUAUAUAUACAUUUGUUUAAUAAAGCUUGCGCAAUUCAUCUCCACAGUCUUGGAAGCCUUAUUGUUGAUAGUAAUAUAACAAUGGAAACUAACAAUAUCAAUGACAAGUCAACUGAGAUGAGCUUAGCUAAGGCUUUUUUGGAUAUGACUAAAAAUAAAAGCGAUAUUACAAUAGAUGGAGUUCCUUCAGCACCAGAAAUGUUGAAAUUAAAUGGCUAUGAAAGUGAGUUAAAAUGAUGCUUAAAUAUUUGAAUCACUUAACAGUGCACUAGAAUAGAUUAGAUUUUCUACUGCUUGUAAAAUGAAUAUUAACUUCAUCCACAGAAUCAUAUAAACGGAAUUUAUCGUAAAUGUAUAAAAACAAAUUUUAGAAAUAAAAUCUGUUAAUUCAUAAAGUUACAAAGAUUUGGUUCACUAAAUUUGUCCAACACUGUUUCUUUAAAUUUGAUAUAGUUGUUAAAAUAUUGGGACACAUCCAUGGUUAGAGAGAAAGAGAGAAAGGAAGUACUAAUGCUCAUAUGACAAGAAGACAAAAGUUACUAUAAUUACAUCAAUGUAAUGGGUGAAGCUCCGUAUACACACUCAACACAAAACUUUCAAUCAUUAUUCAACAAUGUAGAUAUCAAUAUUACACAUUUAUUUCACAAUUAGACUAAGUGUAUUUACAACAAAGAAAUCGGAUGAAAUAAUAUUUUUUUGUACAAAAUGUUUAUAAGAUGUGUUUUUAAAAAAAAAGCUGUUUAUUUAAAGAAAAUGUUCUUAAAAUAUAUUUAUGAGGUUUUUGGCCUACAUUUUGGGAUUCAUUUUUCUGUUCCAACCAAAGAAUAGAUGCCAAAAAACAUGAAAUUCCUUGAAAAUUUUGGUGGCGCUUUAAACUAUUCCUGAAAAUAAAUUAAUCUAAUUGUGUGUAUCAUUAUGUAUCAUUUUCUCUUUUAUACUGUUAGGAGUCCUAUAAAUUUGUUCAUGUCCUAAUUCUUUGGGGAGGGGGGGGGGAUUUUUUUAAUUGGGCUAUUGACAGCCAAUGCUUGCAUGUGUAGACCUGUAUUAAACCCCACACUCACACAUCUCUAUCAGUGACAGACAAAGAAAUUUACAUGUCUAUUAAACAACAGCUUUUGUAAAUUGAACAUCAUUGCAGUUUUCUCUUUAAAAAAUAAAUAGUUGUUUGAUGCCCCCCACCCAAACCCCCCUCCUCUCUUUUUUAUUUGCCCAUUUUUAGUGCUAUCUUGAUUUGAGGCUUCAAUGUAUACAUUCCACCUGUGGGAUCAAAAUCGUUAGGAAAAUUUUUUUUCUAAAUGUGAAACAGCAUGAAAUACUGUACAGAAAAACAUGAAAUGUCUUAGCAAUACAAUAAUGGCAAAUAGGGCAAAUAGAUUUUAAUACCCUCUUAAAAAUUUCUGUUUUAUAUUAUUAUUUAUUGUGAUUUAUAAUUAUUAAUUUUUUAAAAAUCAAGUACUGAAAAGUGACAAAUUUUGUGAUGUAAUGGAAAAGAUACAACCAUGUUCAUCGUCUGAGUGGUGUUCUGAUGAUGAAAAAGCUUGCAUGUGA